AUGACUGAAUACAUCACACUGGUUUCAUCAGAUGGAUUCGAAUUCAUCAUUUCAAAAGACGCUGCGAUGGUCUCAGGAACGAUCAAGAACAUGCUGAGCUCAACUUUUAGAGAAACAGAGGAACGUAAGAUCAGACUACAAGAGAUGGAUGGAAGAUUGUUGAACAAGGUUGUUGAGUAUUUGUACUAUAACAACAAGUAUAAGGACUCAGUGGACGUUCCAGAAUUUAAUAUUCCAACAGAGAUGGCAUUGGAAUUACUUGUUGCUUCUGAUUUCUUGGAUGUUUGA
Messenger RNA from Hansenula ciferrii, 288 nucleotides. RefSeq names its product elongin C (gene ELC1). Gene Ontology annotation, molecular function: protein-macromolecule adaptor activity. The coding region runs from base 1 to 288 and encodes 95 amino acids. Gene Ontology annotation, cellular component: elongin complex. Gene Ontology annotation, biological process: ubiquitin-dependent protein catabolic process. Lineage: Eukaryota; Fungi; Ascomycota; Saccharomycetes; Phaffomycetales; Wickerhamomycetaceae. The transcript has a single exon. The record is from RefSeq and is a predicted model, not a curated record.